This is a messenger RNA of Plasmodium fragile, 3591 nucleotides long. RefSeq lists its product as uncharacterized. NCBI's taxonomy places the organism in Eukaryota, Apicomplexa, Aconoidasida, Haemosporida, Plasmodiidae. The record is from RefSeq and is a predicted model, not a curated record. The coding region runs from base 1 to 3591 and encodes 1196 amino acids. The transcript has a single exon.
AUGAAAAAGAAACGAGAUAAGGACAAGCCCACCUUUGAAUGUAUUGAAAUGAGUGACAUAAAAAGGCUGCACCAAACAGAAGAAAAGGAAAAUUCAGAUGAAGACAAAAUAAGCCUCGACGACCUCAGUGUGUGUUCUCCUAGCAAGUUACACAAACAGUCCCCCUUCACAGAGGACGAUGAGGCAGAAGAACACGAAAAGCUCAUUGACUCCAAGUUGUAUGAAAGUAUGAAUAACCUAACUAGCAACAUGCACAAGAAGGACACACACUGGUUUGAUGGUGUCGAUGAUGAGAGUGAUGAGGGGGACGGUCCUGAGGGGGACGAAAAGGGAAGCUCUGCUCAAUUAGCAGAAAAUUUUCCUAACCUGCUCUUAAUGGGGGGUAACGGGCAGGGACCACAAGGCGUUCGCGAUGGCGGCAGCCACAACAGCAAUGAGGAGCAGUGUGACGACGCGUGUGAUGACUUACGUGAUGACCUGCUUGACGACGCGCGUGACGACUUGCGAGGUGACGUGCCUGACGACCCCAUCAGAAGCGUCCACAGCGACCGCCUAGCCAAUUCCAAUCACAGCGAAAAACAACCACCACCGUCAAAUGACCUGAACUGUUCAGGCGAAAGUGAAAAAAACAAAAAUCCGUUUGACCAUACUACCCACACGGGUGGAAGGACGAACCCCCUUAUUGGCAGUGAAGUGGGGACGGAUAACCCAUUCGACAUUACACAAAGGGGAUACACACAAGUGAAUCAACAUACAAGACAGAGCGAAUUUGAAAAAUGGAAAAAAUAUGUGUCCGCUGAUGAGGAACGAGAGAAGGGACAGGUUGAUCUAACCUCCCUCAGGGAGACAAACGAACGUUUAGCACAAGAAGUGAGGGGGGAAGACAUGGAGGACACAGGGUACAAUCGUAAUGACCACAGUGGUGAUAAGGGUCAAGUGGGUGAACGGGGUGAACGGGAUAAUUAUAUGGACGACCGCGCCUCUGCCAUGAGACCCAAACAAGAACACACACACAGGAGUGACCCCCAACACAGUGAUUAUUCCAUGUGGGUAAAACAAGCGAGUCGUCAAGUGGAGGGAAAAACACGUGGCACGACAAGCAGACUCUACAAUGAACGCGUAGGUGAACGAGGCCUAUUUCACGAUCUUCCAUUGCUUCACUCCAGCAACGUAAACAGUGAUGAGGAGGAUAAUGCUCUGUUGCGUCAGUUAACCCAAGAUAGGUGGGAGGCCUCACGAGUCGCCACUUCCCAUGACCAGGUUACAAAUAAUCUUACAAAAAUCAUUAGUCGCAUAGAAGAGUCUGUGCAGCAGAAGAAAACCACAACACGGGGGCAGCAUGAUGAAGGGGGAGACGUCGACCGUUUCAGCGACGGGCGCAGUGACGGUCGCAGUGAACGAAGCGCACGCGAUGAGCGUCAUGACCGUGAUAAGGGCCACGACGCCUGGCUAGCAGAACAUAAUGAGCAGACCGGCACUGCUACCACCAUGAGUAACAACAUCACCAACCCCGCAGGUCCACCCAUUGAAAGGACCUGUACCGAGACGCACACGGUUAAGAGAAGCACCCCCCCCAAGUACACGCUUAGGAAGUACAGCUCACACAAUUACUCAAACGAAGUGAGAUCUCCGCCCAGGCCGGGAGACGGGGUACACAACGACAUGGAUGUUCCAUUGAGUAAAAAAUUUUUCACCAGCAGCCAUGUUAAUUGGCAAAACGUAAAUGAGGAAGAAAAUGCAUAUAUGCACAUGUACGGUCGUCAGAGCAGACCGAACACGCAGCAUCAAAGGGGGGGUGCGCCCGAAGGAAGAAUGCAUGGUGAAAGGGGGAACAACCCCUACAGUCACGACACGCACCGACAUGCAUAUCGAGUCGGCGCGAACAGUUUUAAAGCACCGGGGAACGUCGAGGAUGCAGGCAUAAAUGAUGACCUGCCCAGCCGACCCAAGACGAGUUCCACUGCACCCAUAAACGAUAUACUCACAGAGAAGUACAAAUCGAGUGCCCUCAUCAACAUGAGGGAUGCGUCACCAGUUAGAAUGCGCAAAUUGGAACUGGUGGAAGAAAGACCCUUCAUGGACGACACCCACUUUCAAGUGAAACCUGUUAAGAUCAACGACGCCAAUAUGGAGAAAUGCUUCCAUGCCAUUGAAGACUUAUGUAACGCCGAGCAGGGGAAGAGGAAUAGGAGCCCCAUUAAUCUAGGUAACGUGUCUUCAUUCAGUGAGUACCUGACUCGUCCCUCUGGGGCCAGGGACUUUGAAGAGGGACGAAGGUGGAGUGAAUCACCUGAACGAAGGGACCAUCAAAAUUGGAGACACGUCGGUGAGGAAGACGCACCUGUACAGAAUGUGUCCAAGUCAUGUGACGUAAAUUUGUAUGAAAAUAAUUUUAAGUGUCUCUCGGAGGCCCCGCCGGAUCAACAUCCCUCUGAAGAUGUGUAUCGAUUUUUUUAUAAGCAAAAUGAGCUGUGGGACAGGACGAGAGAGGAGAGGAGUGGCCACGCAAGGGAUCGCCACGACCAGGGGGAAGAGGGCCCCUCCACCUCCACCCACGCGCGGGAUUAUUAUGCUUCUGCUCGUGAUUAUGCUUCGGCUCGUGAUUACGCAACCGCUCGUGAUGAUGCGGCCACUCGUGAUGACGCAGCCGCUCGCGAUGCUGCUAGCGGAAAAGUGAAGAGACGAAUAAUCGACUGCAAAAAUGAACGACUCAAGUGGGGAACCACACAAGUAAUAAUUGACAUAGACGACACGAUCCGAUCGAGUGGAGGAUACAAAUUUUUUAAUUAUGCUCUGGGAGGAGUGGAUGCUCAAUACCAAAGAGGAGAAACAUACCCAGGGUCCUUCCAAUUCAUUUUCGAGCUAGCUAUGAAUAAGCUAUCAGCAGAAGCGAAGCCCUUGUUGUUGUCUGUGCUUACGGCGAGAAUCCCCCAAGUACCUAUAACGGCCGAUUCAUUUUUGAAUAAAAAAUUCAAUGAGGUGGCCGAGAGGAGAGGAAUAAAAAGUUGGGGUAUCGAUUGUCAUAAUAAAAUUUUGUACUCCACGUUGAAGGAGUGGGUGUGGAAUGAAACAAGAGGAGAAAAAAAAUUUGUUAAUUUUAAACACCUCCACAAGUAUGUACUUCAGCAAAACUCACUUGUGAGGUACAUAUGGAUUGGGGACACUGGUGAUAUGGACAAACAGGCAGGAGAAAUGAUGAUUCGUACAUACCCACAAAGAAUGAAAGCUGUUUUUUUGCACCACGUAAAGGGAAAGGAUGAUAAUACAUUGCUUCCAAGUGAUUACUUUAUUAAGUCUGUUCCAGUUUUUUUCUUUCGCACAUACAUCGGUGCUGCUACGAAAGCACAUGCAUACAAUCUGAUUGACAAAAAGGGACUCACGAGGGUACUUGUGCAGGCUGUGCUUGACUUAGAAAAAAGCAAAGUCCCUGCCAGCUCCUCGAAAUGGGAAGAUCUUAUAAAAGAUAUUAUUUUGAGUGACGCCUUGGAUGAACUGGACAAGUACAACGCGGAGACAGUCAACCGGACCAAGAAAAUUAUCGCGCAGCGCAUGCGAGAAAUUUCAGAGAGGAAGCUGCACUUCAUCAGCUAG